Thlaspi arvense is the source of this 1779-nucleotide messenger RNA. NCBI's taxonomy places the organism in Eukaryota, Viridiplantae, Streptophyta, Magnoliopsida, Brassicales, Brassicaceae. The record is from the annotation of a GenBank genome assembly.
AUGGACGAAAGUAUGGAUGGUUCAGAGGAUUCUUCUGUACUUCAAGAGCCUCCUGACCCCGAAGUGCUCGAAAUUGAUCCAACCUUUCGAUAUAUACGGUAUAAAGAGGUUAUCGGAAAAGGCGCAUUCAAGACAGAGAAUGAAUAUGUUUGUGUUCUGCAACUUUUCUUGGUUUGUAACUUUAACUCAGAAGAAAUCAGUUACAAAGCAUUCGAUGAAGUAGAUGGGAUUGAAGUCGCGUGGAACCAAGUACGAAUAGAUGAUGUUUUGCAGUCACCGAACUCCCUCGAGAGGCUGUACUCUGAAGUGCGUCUUUUGAAAUCAUUGAAGCACAGUAACAUCAUUAGGUUCUACAACUCAUGGAUCGAUGAUAAGAACAAGACAGUUAACAUAAUAACUGAGCUUUUCACUUCAGGGAGUCUCAGACAUUACCGUAAGAAACACAGAAAGGUGAAUAUGAAGGCCGUGAAGUGUUGGGCGAGACAGAUUCUAAUGGGUUUGAGGUAUCUUCACAGUCAAGAGCCACCGAUUAUACAUCGUGAUCUCAAAUGUGAUAACAUCUUUAUCAAUGGAAACCAUGGAGAAGUGAAAAUAGGAGAUCUUGGUCUAGCUACUGUCAUGGAGCAAGCUAAUGCCAAAAGUGUGAUUGGAACCCCAGAGUUUAUGGCACCGGAGCUUUACGAUGAGAACUACAACGAGCUUGCUGAUAUUUAUUCAUUUGGGAUGUGUAUGUUGGAGAUGGUGACAUUUGAAUACCCUUACUGUGAAUGCAAAAACUCUGCUCAGAUAUACAAGAAGGUUUCAGCGGGAAUAAAACCAGCUUCACUCUCUAGGGUUCAAGACCCAGACGUAAAGCAGUUUAUUGAGAAAUGCUUGCUUCCUGCAUCCGAGAGGUUACCAGCAAAAGAGCUUCUGCUAGACCCUUUUCUUCAAGUGAAUGGUUUGGCAAUGAACAACCCUUUGCCGCUUCCCGACAUUGUAAUGCCCAAAGAAGGUGCGUUUGGAGAACGUUGCCUCAUGUCUGAAGGCCCUCCAACAGCACGGCGUAGUAGACCCAUGUCUAUGGAUCUCGACGAAGACAAUAACCUGCCGAUUGUUACUUUCAGCGACAACUCAGGAUCCAGGUCUAUUGAGGUCAGACGCGCAAAGAGAGGGAACUUCUUUGUCCUCAAGGGUGAAGAAAACGAUGAACACUCUGUCUCGCUAAUUCUUCGUAUAGUAGACGAGAAUGGACGUGUGAGGAACAUUCAUUUUCUGUUCUAUCUAGAAGGUGACACUGCUUCCAAGGUGUCGAGUGAGAUGGUUGAGCAGCUCGAGUUAACUGACCAGAACGUCACGUUUAUAGCCGAACUGAUUGAUAUAUUACUUGUCAACAUGAUACCCACCUGGAAGACCGAUGUAACGGUCGAUCAUCUCAUUCACUCGCAGCUGAAUCAUAGCUCAAGAAGUUAUCAGAACGAAGCGAAGCCACAGAGACAAGAGGAGGCUGCUUCUGAGUCGGUUAGCCCCUCGUGGACCUCUGAUUGCCCACGAUCAGACGAGGAAGAUAAGCAGUGUGUGGAUACCAUUGAAGGAGAAGACGGGAGCUGCGACAAUCAAGAAGCAGAAGAAGCAACGGAGCCAGUAAGUUUGGAGGAAGAAGAAAGGUUAAGAGAGGAACUGGAGGAGAUAGAAGCCAAGUACCGGGAAGAGAUGGAACAGAUAGGAAAGAAAAGAGAAGAAGCAAUAAUGGAGACGAAGAGAAAGUUGUCUCUGAAGAAGAUAGAACAAGUUGAGUAG